GCUAAUGUUGUUCACAACACACAUGUGCCAACCUUCUCAUGAUUCAUUGAAAAAAGAAAGAGAAAGUAAAACUCUGGGAAGCUCCACAAACAUCUUUAUCAUCGUCUGCUCUCUAUUGUAGAGUGAUCUUCUUUUUUUUACCGCAACAGAAAAAAAACGGUGAAUAUCGUCCUAUAAGGUUAUUAGGCUACUGCAGAAACGGUAACAGGUAUCUCGCCGAAAGUACACUUCUGGUGACCAUCAUUUGAAGCAAAGCAAUGUCCCGUGGUUCGAAUGCUGGAUUUGACCGACACAUCACGAUUUUUUCACCUGAGGGCCGCCUCUAUCAAGUCGAGUAUGCCUUCAAAGCCAUCGCCCAGGGUGGGUUGACAUCACUGGGCGUGCGGGGGACAGACUGUGCUGUGGUGGUCACACAGAAGAAAGUGCCGGACAAGCUGCUGGAUUCUGCCACUCUGACCAACAUGUACCCACUUACCCCACGCAUUGGAUGUGUGAUGACAGGACACAAUGCGGACAGUCGAUCCCAGGUCCACAGGGCACGAGUGGAGGCCGCCGAGUGGAAGUACAAGUUUGGCUAUGACAUCACAGCAGACAUGUUGUGUCGGAGAAUGGCGGACAUCUCCCAGGUCUACACACAGAACGCUGAGAUGAGACCUCUGGGAUGCUGUAUGAUCUUUGUGGCCAUAGACCCCCAGCUGGGUCCCGUGCUGUAUAAGUGUGACCCGGCAGGCUACUUCUGUGGCUUCAGGGCCACUAGCGUAGGGGCCAAGCAGACAGAGGCUAACAGCUACCUGGAGAAGAAACUGAAGAAGAGGCCGGAGCUGUCAUAUGAGAUGACUGUGGAGUUGGCCAUCUCCUGUCUCUCUUCUAUUCUGUCCAUGGACUUCAAGCCCAGUGAAAUUGAAGUGGGUGUGGUGACUAAGGAAAGCCCCAAGUUCAGGUCCUAUACUAUCACAGACACUCUCUGAGACAGAGAUCGACACCCACCUGGUGGCCAUUGCUGAGCGGGAGUAGAGGUGCAGCCAUCCACAUACAGUAGAUCAGGCUGACUAGCUAACAGACUAACCUAGUGGUUCAGUAAUAGGACAUUAAUACUACUGCAGUAGAUCUACUUCAGACUGCUGUUGCAGAAGGGCCCAUCUUAAACAAUACUAGGAUAUUUUUCUACUUUCCACCUAUUUACAUCUGCACAGGUUGAUUUUCACCUUCAGUCUGCAUAUCUAAGCUCCUAGGACAUACAGCCAGGCCGUAACUAGACUUCGGUUGUUGUUGGAAUGGUUUGAUCAUGUGGAUCGUUUCAUCCAUCCUAUUUAUUUUCUGUAUCUCAUUGAACCUCAUUGUUUAUGACCACUAAAUGGGUUUUUGCUACCUGUGUCCAGAGCAUUACUCAUGUCAUCUAUCACCUGCUACAGAAACACUGUCUAACAGAAUAAAACACAUCAAGUAAAACAAAA
Salmo salar (Atlantic salmon) is the source of this 1454-nucleotide messenger RNA. Its product is annotated as proteasome subunit alpha type-6. Gene Ontology annotation, biological process: ubiquitin-dependent protein catabolic process. The record is from RefSeq and is a predicted model, not a curated record. NCBI's taxonomy places the organism in Eukaryota, Metazoa, Chordata, Actinopteri, Salmoniformes, Salmonidae. Gene Ontology annotation, cellular component: proteasome core complex, alpha-subunit complex; proteasome core complex.